Theobroma cacao (cacao) is the source of this 1843-nucleotide messenger RNA. NCBI's taxonomy places the organism in Eukaryota, Viridiplantae, Streptophyta, Magnoliopsida, Malvales, Malvaceae. The record is from RefSeq and is a predicted model, not a curated record.
CUAAGAUUUAGGUUAUGCUGUUCAAUGUCUAUAACUCCUUAGAUUUACAAUGUGCCUAUCUCUAUCCACUUUCUUCACGUUAGGAGCAGUCUUAACUUUUUUUGAGAUCAGCAUUUCAACUGCAUAUUGCCAAAGGAUCUCAAAUGAAACCCUUGUGAAAGCCUCUUGUCCAUUGAACUUUGACAUCCUCCGGAAUUUGGUCAAUGAAGACCCUGCAAGGACUGAAUUUGGUAGCAUUGCCACAAAGUGUCAAAACAUUCUUGGAGGAAUCCAUUUGGUUCAAUCUAAGUAUCUCCAGACGAAUGGGUAUUUUGUUCCCCCUCCCAUCACUUCUGAGGCAUGCUGGGAGUCCUACCAGAAGUUAAUAGGUGAGUUUGUGAAUGAUUUUGAUAUUGAAACUUCUUGUGGAUACCAUGCCGAAUGGAUUUCAAAAACCUGCAUGAAUGUAACAUCUAGAGCACAGUUCGAGAGCCUAAUUCCUGAUACCAAAUUGAACAAAUUAAGAUAUUACUGUACUCAGUCUCUGGAUAAAAGUUUUGCUUGUGGAAUGUGUACUAGUAAGUUGUUCAGACUUAGGAAAGUAUACCUUGAUGACAUUGAUGACACAGCCGGGAAUAUCUCAGCUUGUUCAUGGUAUCCUAAUAUGUACACAGCUGCAUUUGUCAAUCAGUUUGGUCCAACUGAUAGAGCCACUGCUAAGUGUUUGUUUUCCAUGGAAUUUAAACCAAAGAAAUCCAGCAGCAGGCAACACCGAAGUAUAAUUGCAGGGGUUACAGUUGGUUCUCUUGUUGGUUUACUUGGGACCCUUGCUGUAAUUUUAUUCCUCCUGAUGAGACGACGGAAGAAAAAUAAAAAGGACAAGAUCAAUCCAGUUAUGGAGAAGAAUGACUCUGUCAAAGAUGAGACUAGUUUGGUUUUUGGAUUUGGACUAUAUAGCAAAAGCACUAGUUUAAUAAAGUUCAAAAUUGACGAAAUAAAGAAUGCGACAACGAAUUUCUCCAGGAAAAAUAUUAUUGGAAUGGGAGGAUAUGGGAAUGUUUAUAAAGGGAUAUUACCAGAUGGUUCUGAAGUUGCAAUAAAAAGAUUCAAGAAUUGUUCUGUUGCUGGAGAUGCAAACUUUGUACAUGAAGUAGAAGUCAUUGCAAGUGUAAAACAUGUCAAUCUCGUGGCUUUGAGAGGCUUCUGUACCGCGACAGUUCCUUUGGGAGGUCAUCAGAGACUCAUUGUUUGCGAUUUGAUGCAAAACGGAAGCCUCCAUGAUCAUCUUUUCGGAUCAGAAAAGAAGAAACUUAGUUGGCCUGUUCGUCAGAAGAUUGCCCUCGGAACUGCAAGAGGUUUAGCGUACUUGCAUCAUGGUCUGCAUCCUGCUAUUAUUCAUAGGGACAUCAAGGCUAGUAAUAUACUUCUAGAUGAGACAUUUGAGCCAAAAGUUGCAGAUUUCGGCCUGGCGAAGAUCAAUUCAGAGGGAACGACACAUUUAAGCACAAGGGUAGCUGGAACUCUAGGCUAUGUUGCUCCGGAGUAUGCCUUGUAUGGCCAGUUAACCCAGAAAAGUGACGUUUACAGCUUUGGGGUGGUGCUUCUGGAGCUUUUGAGUGGCAAAAAGGCAAAUUCAAGCAAUGAGGGAAAGAUUCUCCGGCUGACAGAUUGGGCUUGGGAGCUUGUCCAAGAGGGGAAGGCAUUAGAUGUUAUUGAACAAGGCAUGCCAGAGAUCAAAUCGCCAGAAGCGAUGGACCAGUAUGUGUUCAUUGCUGUCCUUUGCUGUCAUCCGGUGUUACAUGCUAGGCCAACAAUGGAUCAGAUUGUGAAAAUUUUUUAGACUGGUUUUGCGGCUCUCUCGGUU